Brassicogethes aeneus is the source of this 4503-nucleotide messenger RNA. The record is from the annotation of a GenBank genome assembly. Lineage: Eukaryota; Metazoa; Arthropoda; Insecta; Coleoptera; Nitidulidae.
UGCAUAUUGAAUAUGUAGUAAGUGAAUCGUGUUGGAAACGUAUUGAAAAUUGUGAUUGUUUUUAACGGGUUGGUGUAUAAAUUGUCUUUUUAAAGGAAUUUCCUUGGUUUCUUUAUAUUUUUAUAUACGAUAUCUAGGGUGUUUCUCGUUGUGCAGUAGAAUUUGUACCGUAGCAACAUUGUUGAUCAAACGCCAUUUUCUAAAGCAUUUAUCUGUCGCUAUUUUAUAUUCUGCCACAGUUUUAUAUUAAAAAUCUUAGUGAUUGUUUAAAACGGUACCAGUUGAUUACAUAAACACCAUAUAAAGGUACUUAAGCCAAUGUUGUUAAAGUUAUUUUAGAUAGUCAGUUGUCGAAAUUAUAAAUCAAAACACACAGGGAUUUUGUGCGAUGAUUUUUUAAAAUUAAAGUUUAGGUGAAGUAUGGCACAAUUUCUUGGCCAUGAGGAGCAAAAACCAGAUGAACUAAAUCAGUUUUAUAACAUUGAAGGUAAUCAGACAGUACAGUAUGUAAUAGCUGAUGAUCAUCACCAACAAUUUCCUUCUCAACAGAUUGUUGUUGUCGAUGGUAGCCAAUCACAAUCAGUCAUACUGGAUCAAUCACAAAUAACAUAUCAAGCACUGCCGCAAUACACCAUCGAAGGUGGAGAUCAGCAAGUUUUUUUUAUGGAAGGAACUGCUAAUCAACCAAUUCAACAAGUAAUCCAAUCAAUUGCAUCCCAAUCUGUGCAGGCAGUUGUGCAGGCCCAACCCAUUCAGCAGCAGACGCCAAUUGUCUUGAACCAUAAUAUUGGAAAUGUCAAUAAGACAUUAGGACAAGUUGUUCAAUCUCCAGUUCAAGCACAUCCAGAAAUAAGACCAACUGUUAGAUUACCAAUGCAGCAAAUAAGACCUGCCCAACCAGGACAAAUAAAAGGAACUCCAAGAAUGCAACAACCUAGACAUCAAAUGCCUGGUCAACAAAGACCUCCUUUAGACCCUCAACAACAGCAGAGACCCAGGCUUGCAAUUACUCCACAGAGACCCCAAAUGGUCGAGCAACAGCAAGCAGUAGCCUUACCUGACGGGACUAUAGUUUCAGUAGCUGCUUAUAAAAGAAUGAUUGAGCAAAAAAAUAGAGCCACAGUACAUCAGCAACAGCAGCAACAACAACAAAGAAUUCCAAGUGGUGUGCCAAACAAUCAAAUGGACAAUGAUCAGGUCGGCGUGGUGGGCGGCGGCAAUCCGACCCCGGCCGCGAAGAAGCGAGCGCCAGCGAAUCGCGGAAACGUCAACAGAGGUGGGCGAGCGCCAGCGCGCGGUGGCAGAGUCGGAAUGCCGGCGAACCAGCAGCAGCAGCAGCAAGCAAACUCGAUGCCCGGCAACUUCCCACCCAACCAGUCUCAGUUCGGGGAGUCGCCGGUGCCGCGGCAGUACCAGGCGCAGCACCAGAGGAACCUGAUACAUCAGCGAAAUCAGCCGCCGCAGCGGCCGAUGCUGCAACAACAGCGCUCGCAGGCCAAUUACGUGAUUCAACCGCCUAAUCAGCACAAGCCCACGCAGCAUCGACCGCUGCCUUCCUACAUACCAUCCAGCCAGAUACAACAAAUUAUUGAAAACACUCCUGUUAGCGAAGAAUUCUCCGACUCCAUACGCAUGUUGGUGCUUUUGGACAAUGGCGAGCAAAGAUUGAUAACGUUCACGCUACCGAAAGAAGCAUGCACCAUACAGGAAAUUCUCGAGCAAGUGAACGUGCCGUUCCAGCACGACACCAACAUCCAAGUGACCGAAGCCAACACCAACGGCAUCAACUACAUCGUCACCGUGGGAGAAGUGCCUCAGUUUCAAUACCAGGAGGAAAACGAAGCCGGCGAAGGCGAACAACCUCCUCAGCAAGAGCAACCGCCCAACGUGGCACCGCCGCAACCGGCGAUACCGGAAGCGCCGCCCAAGGAACCGUCGCCGGAACCGGUCAAAGAGAUCCAGCCGAAAUACCUUCCCGGACAGUUGGCGCUGUGCAAAAUUUGCGGCUACCUCUCCGAGGACUUUGCCAAGUGCAUGCGGUGCCAGCGGGUGCUGCCCGACGACGUCAAAGCCAUUCAGAGCAAGGUGCCCACCAACGGUGGCAUGCCGACCGACAUCAGGAGUCCGCUCAACGAGAAAAAAUUGACCGCGCUCAAGAACGGCACCGAUGUUAAACCUUCGCCGACGAUGACGACGAGGAAAAAAGCCAAACCGAAAGCCGUCGAACACGAAACUGUUUGUUUGGUCAGUUCCGACGAAGAGGACGACCCUAAAACGCCAGCUAAAUCGGUAAAUGAGCAACUUUUGUCCAAAUUGGGCGCAUCAAUUAGUAUUAGUCCAGUGACUAAAGAACCCUCACUAACUGAUAUACAAAAACACGUGAUGAACAAAUUUCAUGGUAUCAAUCAGGACAUACUAAACCCUGUUAGCAUGAACUUACUAUGCAGAACAGUCAGAAUAGGCUCUUACCGAUUCGUUCCUACCGAAAAAAUUUUGAUUGAAUCAAGCGGUGUAACAUUAAAAGUGCCUCAUCCCAACAAUGAAAGCGAAAUAAAAACCGUGCGCAUCGAUCAAGGCGACAUCGUUCGCGUCUUGGUCAAUUUUAACAAAGCUCUGCCGUUGCUGUUUUAUUAUUUGACGCCGACGGUGGGCGCCAACGUCCGCGAACUGCUCGGCAUGGAAAAGGGUUCCGAACCGUACUUCAAUCCGCUGUCGGAAAAAGACGAGUCCCACAAACGGAUAACGUUACUUCCGGAAGAAUUCACGGAGGAGGACAAAACUUUUUUGCAGGAAAUUUACACGGGUCCGCCGCACAACAUUCUCGAUGAACUUUUAGCCAAAGAAGCCAACGAUAUUUUGGUGAAAACCUGCCCGAAAGACCUGAAUAAGUCCAUGAGCGGGGGCGGGCUUACCGAGAUUAAACCGCUUUUGCAGUACCCGCCCGAAGGCAGGGGACGGCUGACGAUCAACACGGAGGAUUACAUUUGUCUGGCAACCGAUCAAUUUCUCAACGACGUAAUUAUCGAUUUUUACCUGAAAUAUCUCAUCAACAACUUACCAAAAGAGAAACAGGAAAAAGUUCACGUGUUUUCCACGUUCUUCUACAAAAGACUAACGACUAAGCCGCAGAAAGCCUCGAGAAAAUGUCAACCGACCGAAUUGGACAAUACGUUGACUGCCGCGCAGAAAAGGCACGCCCGCGUCAAAACAUGGACGAAAACUGUGAAUUUAUUCGAAAAGGACUUUGUAAUUGUUCCAAUUAACGAAAAUGCUCAUUGGUUCUUGGCCAUCAUCUGUUUCCCUGGAAUGGAUGGUCCUCAUACUUUCGACGGACAACCCUACAAAUUGGAGCCAAAAACGCCCAAGAAAAAGAAAAAUUUGAAAGAAAAAGAAAAACUUCCCUUGCUGGUGUGCGACGAUCCUGAGCUGAGCGACAAAGACGAAGCAGAAGGAGACGAAAGCGACAUGGAUUCGGAUGAUUCCGACGCUUCCACACCCUCUUCCACUCAAUCGGCAACGACCGUCUUACCCGCGGUUGCAACUGCAUCUCCUGUCAAAGCUGCCAAAGUCGAAAGGCCGCCAAUUAAGCAGCCCUGCAUUUUCAUUUUUGACUCGCUGGCUGGAAAUUGUCGCAGUAGGGUAGUGGCCACUCUCAGAGAUUAUUUAACUUGCGAAUACAAAGCAAAAAUGGAUAAGGAUCGUAUAUUCAACAAGGAUGUUAUCAAAGGAUCCUGCAUAAAAGUUCCACAGCAAAAUAAUUUUACAGAUUGUGGUCUGUAUGUUCUUCAAUAUGUUGAACAAUUUUUCAAGGAUCCUAUUGUAGACUACAAUUUACCAAUGAAACAAUUAAAGAAUUGGUUUGAUGAAAUUGUGGUGACAAGAAAACGAGAAGAAAUAUCUGAAUUAAUAAAAAAUCUUAUGAUGGAAUAUGACAUUGAUUUAGGUCUUUUACCAAACAUUAAGUUCCCAACUUUAAACGGCAAGCUUGUUGAGAGAUGCACAGAAGAAAAUGAGAAUGAAGACAUGUUUGAAGAUUCCUCAUUUGAAGACGAUGAAGAGCAUGAACCUGGGGAAAUUGUUGGCCCAGUAAACAUUGUGUCGACAUUGCCUAUCCAAGAUUCAAGCGCUACAAUGUCAUCGGACAGCCCCCAAUCUGUUAUCAAACCCAGUGAUAACUCGAUGAAUGAAACCUUUAAUCAGUGCAUAAUAAGUGCCCUAAAACCAGACCUAAGUGAAUUUCCUCGUCAAACCACAGACAAAGACACUUUAAGCUACUUAAAGGCUAAACGUAUAAUUAGGCAUAAACUUGGUGUUUCUGAAGGUCCAGAUGCUAAAAAAGCAAAAAGUGAAUAAAAACUGUAACCCUUACAUUUUAUUUAUUGACUGUUUCUUAUAACUUUGUUAAGCUAUUGGGAGUUUUGAAUGUAUGCAGAAUUGUUUUCAUUUUAAACUGAUUUCAUUGAAUUUAUUCAUUAUUAUUUUUAAUAAAACAAUAAAUCGUUA